This is a messenger RNA of Malus domestica (apple), 450 nucleotides long. RefSeq lists its product as uncharacterized. NCBI's taxonomy places the organism in Eukaryota, Viridiplantae, Streptophyta, Magnoliopsida, Rosales, Rosaceae. The record is from RefSeq and is a predicted model, not a curated record.
AUGUCACUUACCUGUGGAGUUGGAGCACAAGGCCCAUGGGCCGUGAGGAAGUUCAACAUGGAUGUAGAUGAGGCGGGAAUUCAUUGUAAGCUUCAAUUGAAUGAACUUGAGGAAAUACAGAAUGAAGCUUACGAGAAUGCUCGACUUUACAAGGAAAAGACGAAGGCCUUUCAUGACAAGAUGAUUCGCACCAAGUCCUUCUCUGUUGGACAAAAAGUGUUGUUGUUUAAUUCUCGUCUUCGUCUAUUUCCGGGUAAGCUACGUUCACGUUGGAUUGGACCCUUUGUUAUUACUAAUAUUUUUCCUCAUAGUGCAGUCCAAGUUCGUAGUUUCAAAACAGGUCAAGAGUUCAAGGUGAAUGGGCAUCGCGUGAAGCCUUACUACGAGAGCUUUGUAGAAGAUGAUGUGGAGGAGACAACCCACUAUGUCAUGGGUACCCAUGAAGGUUGA